Orycteropus afer afer is the source of this 567-nucleotide messenger RNA. RefSeq names its product tetratricopeptide repeat domain 36 (gene TTC36). Lineage: Eukaryota; Metazoa; Chordata; Mammalia; Tubulidentata; Orycteropodidae. Bases 1 to 567 code for a protein of 188 amino acids. Gene Ontology annotation, biological process: cilium assembly. Gene Ontology annotation, molecular function: protein binding. The record is from RefSeq and is a predicted model, not a curated record. The transcript has 3 exons.
AUGGGGACCCCAAAUGAUCAGGCAGUGUUGCAGGCCAUCUUCAACCCUGACACCCCAUUUGGAGACGUUGCUGGGUUGGAUCUGGGAGAGGAAACAGAGGAGCAAAUUGAUGGAGAUGGAAUUUUUCCCCAAGAGCAGCUGGAGCAGUCCAAGAACCUGGAGCUCCAGGGAGUGAUGGCAGCAGAGGCUGGGGACCUCAGCACAGCCCUGGAAAGGUUUGGCCAAGCCAUCUGCCUGCUGCCUGAGAGAGCCUCUGCCUACAACAACCGAGCCCAGGCCCGACGACUCCAGGGAGACGUGGCAGGCGCCCUGGAGGACCUGGAGCGCGCCGUUGCGCUGAGCGGCGGCCGGGGUCGCGCCGCCCGUCAGGGCUUCGUACAGCGCGGGCUCCUGGCGCGGCUGCAGGGCCGGGACGACGACGCCCGUAGGGACUUCGAGAGAGCAGCGCGGCUGGGCAGCCCCUUCGCACAGCGCCAGCUGGUGCUGCUCAACCCCUACGCCGCGCUGUGCAACCGCAUGCUGGCGGAGAUGAUGGGGCAGCUACGCGGCACCAGCAACGGACGCUGA